UGGUUAAUUUAAAAUCGUCGCAGACGUGCAACGCGCCACUAGGAAAUUGUCGUUUCAAGCGUCCGUUAGAUCAACAAAAACAAGAGUGUCGUUUUGAACGUCAUUAGCUGCUAGAGUGCGUGUGAACGCGUCAUUGAGUGUUGCAAACAAGUUUUCUUCUACUCAAGCAAAACGCGAUUUGCGCGGCAAAUUUCGAUUUAAAAAAUAUAAUUCAUUUAAUUUAUUUUCCGAGUAAUUUUUUUGUGUGUAAACUAAGUAGUAAAAAAAGUAAAAAACAGCCGCCAAAAUGGUUGUCAACUUUAAGGUCUUUAAGAAGGUCUCACCCAACAACAUGAUCACCUUGUAUAUGAACAAGCGUGAAUUCGUCGACUCCAUAACGGUGGUAGAGCCAGUUGAUGGCAUCAUCGUUCUGGACGAUGAAUAUGUGCGACAAAAUCGCAAAGUCUUCGUGCAACUCAUCUGUAACUUUCGUUAUGGACGCGAGGAUGACGAAAUGAUCGGUUUACGUUUCCAAAAGGAGUUAACACUCGUUUCACAGGAGGUCCAUCCUCAACAAAAGGUCGACAUUCAACUAACAAAAAUGCAGGAACGUUUGUUGAAGAAACUCGGCUCGAAUGCCUUCCCAUUCAUUAUGGACUUGCCACCCAGUUCACCAGCCUCCGUUGUUUUACAACAGAAAGCCAAUGACGAUACUCAACCUUGUGGUGUGCAAUAUUUUGUGAAGGUGUUUACUGGUGACAGCGAUUGUGAUCGUUCGCAUCGUCGCAGCACCAUUAAUUUGGGUAUACGCAAAGUACAGUAUGCACCCACUAAGCCUGGCAUACAGCCGUGCACAGUGGUGCGCAAAGAUUUCCUGCUCUCACCCGGUGAGCUUGAGCUUGAGGUUACGCUAGACAAGCAACUGUAUCAUCAUAGCGAGAAAAUCGCUGUGAAUAUUUGCGUACGCAACAACUCGAAUAAGGUGGUGAAGAAGAUCAAGACCAUGGUGCAGCAGGGCGUGGAUGUGGUUCUCUUCCAGAAUGGGCAAUUCCGCAAUACGAUUGCAUUCGUGGAGACAAGUGAGGGUUGUCCGCUAAAUCCGGGUUCCAGCUUGCAAAAGGUUAUGUAUUUGGUGCCAACUUUAGCGGCUAAUUGCGAUCGUGCAGGUAUCGCUGUCGAGGGAGACGUCAAACGCAAGGAAACCUCACUGGCAUCCACCACACUCAUUGCCAGUCAGGAUGCACGCGAUGCUUUCGGCAUCAUUGUUUCUUAUGCUGUUAAGGUCAAGUUGUUCUUGGGUGCUUUGGGAGGCGAACUAUGCGCCGAACUACCAUUCAUUCUAAUGCAUCCAAAGCCUAGCCGCAAAGCCCAGGAAGCCGAGGCAGAAGUGGAGGCUUGAACACUCAUUUAACCCAACGAGGCUCCUAACGAAGUACAGUUUUUGAUGAUGUUGCUAAUUAUAUUAAAAAAUACCUGUAAAUGGGCUUAAAAAAGUCGAUGUUAACAUAUUUGUCACAACUAAAAAGUGCGCUACUUAUUUAUAUAUCUACUCAAAUACUUAUUUAUCAAAAUAUUUAUUACUUUAAUAGAGGAGGAGAGGAAGCUUGAGGUUUGUUACUUUUUAUUACCCUUGUUGUUACACUUUGUUAGCUGCAAUUAAUAUUUGUAUGCCUGUGUGCAUAAAUCAUGACAAUGAUAUAACAAUCAAAUCCAAAAAAAAUUUAUGUAAAUUAGUAUAUAAAUGUAUAUGUGCUCAUAUGGGUACCAGUACCUCCAAAUACGCUGCUACGUAUAAGGCAAAUUGUGAUUAUUAAUAGAUGGGAAAAAUAUGAAUUCCAAUAAAAAGAAAAGAAAUUUAGA
This is a messenger RNA of Anastrepha ludens (Mexican fruit fly), 1839 nucleotides long. It is a transcript of the gene Arr1, whose product is annotated as phosrestin-2. NCBI's taxonomy places the organism in Eukaryota, Metazoa, Arthropoda, Insecta, Diptera, Tephritidae. Bases 287 to 1378 code for a protein of 363 amino acids. The record is from RefSeq and is a predicted model, not a curated record. Gene Ontology annotation, cellular component: cytoplasm. Gene Ontology annotation, biological process: signal transduction; G protein-coupled receptor internalization. Gene Ontology annotation, molecular function: G protein-coupled receptor binding. The transcript is spliced from 4 exons.